AUGAUCUGGGAGAAGGAGGACCACGCUCCUCCUCAAAUGGCGCCUUCAUCGAAUGAUUCGUCAUCAAAUUCUAAUGAUUCCCCAUCAAACUCAAACUCAAACUCAAACUCAAACUCAAACUCAAACUCCACCCCAUCCAAUUCAAGAAAUGGUAACUCUGGAGGGAGCAAUAACAACGGCAAUAACUCCGGAGGUAGUAACAAUUCUGGGAACAACAACUCUAACGGAAAUAGUAACUCUGGAGGCAACAAUGGAAACAACAACUCUGGUGGAAAUGAUAAUUCUGGAGGCAACAAUGGAAACAAGGAUUCUAGUGGGAAAGAUAAUUCGUCUGGAAACAACAAUUCUGGACAAAACAACAACAACAGUUCUGGUCAGAACAGCAACUCCGGACAAAAUAACAACAACAACAACAACAAUUCUGGACAGAAUGACAACAACAGUUCGGGACAGAAUAACAAUAACCAAAACAACAACAAUUCUAGUAAUAAUAAGGACAACAGUGGCAACCAGAAUAACAACAACAACAACUCUGGACAAAAUAAUAACAAUAGUUCAGGACAAAACAACAAUAGUGGGAAUAGUAACUCUCAAUCUUCCCAAGGAAAGCGUCCUCCGCCGCCGCCACCACCCAAAUCAUCUAACUGGCAUGCACCACCACCACCACUGAAUUCAAAAAAGUCUCCUCCAACAUCAACAGCUAUAUCAAACAACAAUAGUAAAUCAUCGCCAUCCAGCUCAUCCCCCUCACCGCUCAUAAUAGGACUUGCAGCAGGAGCAGGAUUAUUAUUUGUUCUUCUUUUGCUCUUUUUUGCAUGUUCAAGAAGAAAGAAGAAGAGACAGGCCUCACACCUCAUGAAUAACCCUGAUCCUUAUCAUCCUAAUGGGAGUGGAUACUGGCAAAGCGGACCAUACAAAUCCAAUGAACACGUUCUGAAUAUGCCUCCGCCACCGUUACCGGGUUGGUCGUCUAACCCGGCGGUGCCUCAUCCGGCCAUGAUUAGCAGCGAGAUGAACUCCUCCAACUUCUCAGGCCCUCAUGGCCCUCUCCAACCCCCUCCACACCCUUCAGUGGCUCUCGGGUUCAACACAAGCACAUUCAGUUAUGAUGACUUAGCUGUUGCGACUUCAGGAUUCUCUCAGGCCAAAUUGCUAGGUCAAGGCGGGUUCGGAUUCGUGCACAAAGGAGUGUUACCAAACGGCAAAGAAAUUGCCGUGAAAAGUCUCAAAGCUGGAAGUGGCCAAGGAGACCGAGAAUUCGCAGCAGAGGUUGAAAUUAUUAGUCGUGUUCAUCACCGUUACCUUGUCUCGCUUGUGGGAUAUUGUCUUAACGGAGAACGGAAAUUAUUGGUCUAUGAGUUUGUUCCCAAUAACAACCUUGAGUUCCACCUCUAUAAUAAGAAUCGUCCUCCCCUAGAAUGGGACAACAGGGUCAAGAUUGCGUUGGGAUCAGCUAAGGGGCUUGCUUACUUGCAUGAAGAUUGUCAUCCAAAGAUUAUCCACCGUGAUAUCAAAGCAGCAAAUAUUUUAAUCGACCAUCACUACGAGGCUAAGGUGGCAGAUUUUGGGCUAGCAAAGCUUAACCAAGAAAAUGUAACUCAUGUGUCUACUCGUGUCAUGGGGACAUUCGGAUACUUGGCUCCUGAAUACGCAUCAAGUGGCAAGCUUACUGAGAAGUCUGAUGUUUUCUCAUUUGGUAUAAUGCUUCUUGAGCUUAUUACUGGACGACGGCCGGUGGACACCACUGGAGAAUAUGAGGAGGAUACAUUAGUAGACUGGGCUAGGCCACUACUUGUAAAAGCAAUAGAAGAUGGGGACUAUAGCGAGUUGGCUGAUACACGAUUAGAAAACAAGUAUGAUCAUGAAGGGAUGGCACGCAUGGUUGCAUGUGCGUCAACAAGCGUUCGACAUUCUGCAAAAAAGCGACCCAAAAUGAGUCAGAUUGUGCGCGUGUUAGAAGGUGAUGUGUCGCUAGAGGACUUGCAUGAAGGAAUUAAACCUAGUCCAAGUGCUUUAUUCGGGGGCUCCAAUACUAGUUCUGACUUUGAUUCCGACUCAUAUAACGCUAACAUGAAGAACUUUAGGAAGUCAGUUCUGGGGGGAAGCCAAGACUAUCCAAGCAGCGAAUAUGGGAAUACAUCUAACAGUGAGGAGAUGGCUAAGAAAGUAUAA
Argentina anserina (silverweed cinquefoil) is the source of this 2172-nucleotide messenger RNA. Its product is annotated as putative proline-rich receptor-like protein kinase PERK6. NCBI's taxonomy places the organism in Eukaryota, Viridiplantae, Streptophyta, Magnoliopsida, Rosales, Rosaceae. The record is from RefSeq and is a predicted model, not a curated record. Bases 1 to 2172 code for a protein of 723 amino acids. Gene Ontology annotation, molecular function: ATP binding; protein kinase activity. Gene Ontology annotation, biological process: protein phosphorylation. The transcript has 9 exons.